AUGUCGCUCAGUUGGUCGGCCAAAGAGCACAAAACCAUGAACCAGCCAGCCGUCACCGGACUCAAGCGGCCGCGUAACGACGUGGGGAACCAAGUGACUGUUGUGCUGGGUGCGCAGUGGGGCGACGAGGGCAAAGGGAAAGUGGUCGACCUGCUCGCCACUGAAGCGGACGUUGUCUGCAGAUGUCAGGGGGGUAACAAUGCAGGGCAUACGGUGGUAGUGGAUGGCAAAGAGUAUGACUUCCACCUUCUCCCCAGUGGAAUCAUAAAUCCCAGAAGCAUUUCACUCAUUGGGAACGGUGUGGUCAUCCAUUUACCUGGCCUGUUUGAAGAGGGGGAUAAAAAUGAGAGGAAAGGGUUGAAAGGCUGGGAGAAGAGACUAAUUGUUUCAGAUAGAGCUCACCUUGUGUUUGAUUUUCACCAGGUUGUCGAUGGAUUACAGGAAACCGAAAGGCAGGCACAAGAGGGAAAAAAUAUUGGAACAACCAAGAAGGGAAUUGGACCUGCAUACUCUAGUAAAGCGUCUCGCACGGGUCUUCGUGUAUGUGACCUUCUUGGUGACUUUAAGGACUUCUCCAGCAAAUUCAAGAACCUUGUACGCCAGUAUCAAUCCAUGUAUCCGACCUUGACUGUCGAUGUUGAGGACCAACUGAAAAAGCUCAAGGAGUAUGGUGAAAGGUUGCGGCCUAUGGUCAGAGAUGGAGUCUAUUACAUGUAUGAGGCCCUUCAUGGAUCGUCAAAGAAAAUUCUGGUUGAAGGGGCCAACGCUGCUCUCCUUGAUAUUGAUUUUGGUACAUAUCCCUUUGUGACAUCAUCAAACUGCACUGUGGGCGGGGCAUGUACUGGACUUGGCAUCCCCCCGCUCAAUAUUGGUGAUGUGUUUGGUGUAGCAAAGGCCUACACUACUCGCGUGGGAAUUGGAGCCUUCCCCACUGAACAACUCAAUGCAGUCGGAGAACUGCUGCAGACAAGGGGUCAUGAGGUUGGUGUGACCACAGGGAGGAAACGACGUUGCGGCUGGUUGGAUCUUGUCAUAGUCAGAUACGCGCACAUGAUCAAUGGCUUCACAGCCAUCGCUUUGACGAAACUUGACAUUCUUGAUGUUUUGGACGAAAUUAAAGUAGGCAUUGCUUACAAACUUAACGGAAAAAGAAUCCCACAUUUUCCAGCCAACAUGGAUGUUUUGCAUAAUGUGGAGGUUGAGUAUGAGACCUUCCCUGGGUGGAAGACAGACACCUCUGCAGCCCGUAAAUGGGGUGACCUCCCAGUUAAAGCGCAAAACUAUAUCCGCUUCAUUGAGAACCACAUUGGCGUUCCCAUCAAGUGGGUCGGUGUUGGAAAGUCCAGGGAGUGCAUGAUCCAGAUGUUUUAG
Molecule: messenger RNA, 1371 nt
Organism: Nerophis lumbriciformis (worm pipefish)
Lineage: Eukaryota; Metazoa; Chordata; Actinopteri; Syngnathiformes; Syngnathidae
Source: RefSeq, a predicted model, not a curated record